This is a messenger RNA of Notechis scutatus (mainland tiger snake), 2211 nucleotides long. It is a transcript of the gene PLPPR2, whose product is annotated as phospholipid phosphatase related 2. The record is from RefSeq and is a predicted model, not a curated record. Gene Ontology annotation, cellular component: plasma membrane. Lineage: Eukaryota; Metazoa; Chordata; Lepidosauria; Squamata; Elapidae. Gene Ontology annotation, biological process: phospholipid dephosphorylation; phospholipid metabolic process; signal transduction. Gene Ontology annotation, molecular function: phosphatidate phosphatase activity.
AUGGCUGGUGGAAAGCAGGAGCUUAAGAGAAGUAUAACCAUUAUACCUUGUUUUGUGUUUGUGGAGCUGGGAAUCAUGGCUGGCACAGUGGUGCUGGCUUACCACUUUGAGUAUUCAGACACUUUUCCGGUGCACUUUCAAGGAUUCUUCUGCUAUGACAAUACUUUGGCCAAACCCUAUCCUGGGCCAGAGGACAGUAGCCGAGCACCUCCAGUCCUGGUCUACUCUCUUGUUACUGCUGUUCCCACCAUCACGAUACUUGUUGGAGAACUGGCUGCCUUCUUCUUCCAACCCACAAGGCAUAAAGAGAAAACCAUCAUCUCGGGCGAGUGCUGUUAUUUCAAUCCUCUUCUGCGCCGCAUGAUCCGCUUCCUGGGUGUUUAUUCCUUCGGCCUCUUCACUACCACCAUCUUUGCCAAUGCAGGCCAAGUGGUGACCGGCAACCAGACUCCACAUUUCCUGUCAGUGUGCCAACCAAACUACACUGUGCUGGGCUGCCAACCACCCCCAGGCACCAUUUACGUCACAGACAAGGCAGCCUGCACUGGAAAUCCUCUCCUGGUCACUGCAGCCUGCAAGGCGUUCCCCUCCAAGGACGCUGCCCUCAGCGCCUAUGCGGUGGCGUACACUGUGAUGUAUAUCACACUGGUUUUUCAGCUGAAGGGCUCCCGCUUGGCCAAGCCAUCCCUGUGCCUGGCACUCCUCGGCCCAGCAUUCUUGGUGGGUGUGGUGCGUGUAGCCGAGUACCGGAACCAUUGGUCUGAUGUACUGGCUGGGUUCCUCACCGGCGGGGCCAUUGCCAUCUUUCUGGUGACAUGUGUGGUCAACAAUUUCCAAAGCCCUGUAUCCUCAGCCAAGAAAGUUUCUCCACCUGAAAAUCUACCCACUGUCCCAGUCUUGGGAUUGCCCUGUGUUGACAGUUCCCUUGACAAAUUAAGUGUGGCUCAGCAGGUGAGGGACACCCCAGAAGAACCGGAGUUUUCUACACUACUCUCAAGAGGUCUGGAAAGGCAGCUAGCACGAUCUCUACACUUGGCAGCACCUGGCAGUGCAGCAAUGACCCGUCCUUAUGAAAUCACGGAGCUGUGUUCACAGAGGCCACUUGAUUCUCAACUUUGUCUCUUCCCCUCCACCCCAGAUGUCCUCAUUCCCUCGCGGUUGGUCACAAGUGAAGUCUGACCUAAGAAAGCAUUCUUGAUAUGGAGCUAGAUCUUGGGGGGUGGGCUCUAACCUCAUACUCUCCAUUUCCCAACCUAUUUCUUGGACUUUCCUGGAAUCAGGUUUGUUAGUUGUCAUAACAUAGUUCUGGUUCUAUGAUGUGAGUGUGCAGCAUAGAUUGGGGAGGGAAAAUAAGGGUGAAAAUAAAACCCCAUUACUUUUUCAGUUGGUCUGAUGCCAUUCACCAUGUUGCCAACUGAACAUCAUUGCUAGGAAUGAGCUCUUGGGAUUUUGAUCACAGCUUGCUUUGCCAAGGUUCUUUUAGGAAUCCUUGUCAUUUGAUAAGGCAUUAUUUCCUUUACCGUUGAUUCCUCAAGAAAAAAGUUAGGUGCCAUUUCCAAAAAAAUAGCUCUAUCUUGGGAAUACACUGAAGAAGGCACAUUUGACCAAGAGAGGUGGUUUUGAUUGCAGGAGUUUUAGUAAAAGAAGUUUACAAUUAAAUUUGCAAAUUAAAGAUUUGAAUAGUCAGAAAAAUUAUUAAUUAAUCAUUAUGGUAGCUAAUAUUGUAUUUGAAGACCAGAAUUCAAGCAAAUAAGACAUAACUCAGAAUCUUAGGGCUGUCCUCUAUAGGCAGUUUUGACACCUUCUUGAUUGAACUAUAACCAAUAAACCUUGUUAUAAAAGUAAAUAAGAAUCUGGUCUCAGAUAUGGCCUUUGAUGAAGAACUUUCAGGUAACAUUGGAAUGAUUUUGGUCCAAGGCUUUGAGGAGAUAUAUGUCAUUAGAAAGACUGGAUUAUGGUCUAUGCUCAGCUUCAUACGAUCACUUCAUAGGAAAGGUUGGCUGAAGAAAAGUAAACUACAUGUGAUCCACAGCACUUUCUUCUGAGCUUAGUCAUCAGAAACAAGCAAUAACACUCCAGUUCAAAUAGAUUCUUUUUAGAGUCAAUUGUUGCUGCUUUCCAAGGUGUUAUCCUAGAGUCUUUCUGGAGCUCAAUGUGAAAACAUUUUAAACAUACAGUUUCAUCAGCUCUGAGCCUUGAUCAUUUGUCCCC